GUCUUCGACUCGGUUCAUUGUCGCCGAAUCGCACGAGAGAGGGCACGAAGGAGAGGAAGCAGAAAAAGAGAGAGGAGGUAGAACGCACGUUGCGUACGCAACGCAACGCAAACGCAGGGCCUCUGUUUCCGCCGAAGCUAAGCGGAGAAGGAAAGUGUUGAUGUACGCUGCGGGUCACGUCGUCGCGUCGUCGCGUCCUCGCGCUCGGCUAGCAAUAACACGUCCUGCCAUGGUAGCCGCGGCGUCUCUAAUGCCGCGACACGAGAAGCACGUCGCUGCGAAGCUCUAGCUUCUAGGGGCUCCCGCGAUCGCAAGAUGCGAGAGGUCCGUUCUCGGGAGAGCAUCCUCGCGUGAAAGUCAGUGUCGCAGAAUGGUGGUGGAUUGCCUGUCGAUCCAGACCUCAGCAACUGCAGUAAGGAAGCAGGAGCGAAGGUUAGGUGGCACGGUUAGUGCAAAGAUGCAACCAAACAGUGGCGGUGGAGGAUGUGGAAUGACACCAAAAGAGCUCUCUGACAAUGACGACUUGGCUACAUCUCUCGUGCUAGAUCCCUAUCUAGGAUUCACCACCCAUAAAAUGAAUAUCAGAUAUAGACCGUUGAAGGCAAAUAAAGAUGAACUCCGCAAAAUUAUCUGUGAAUUUAUCCAAAGUCAAAAUUAUGAGAAAACGUAUAAAAAAUUAAUGGGUGGAGACUGGGGUGCACGACUUCCUCAUACAAAAUCUAAGCAGCAACAAAUCAAUUUGGAGAACCACAUCAAACGAUAUUUGCGAGUUUUUGACAAGGAUUCUGGAUUCGCGAUAGAGCCGUGCUACAGAUACAGCCUAGAGGGACAAAAGGGUGCUAAGAUAUGUGCCACCCGAAAAUGGAUGAAGCACGAGAAGAUUUCCUGCCUCGUCGGUUGCAUAGCGGAGCUUAGUGAAAAGGAGGAAGCUGCAUUGCUACAUCCUGGAAAAAAUGACUUCUCUGUGAUGUUUAGUUGUCGAAAGAACUGUGCCCAAUUAUGGUUAGGGCCUGCUGCUUAUAUAAACCAUGACUGUAGAGCGAAUUGCAAGUUUGUAGCUACGGGAAGAGAUACAGCGUGCGUCAAGGUGUUGCGUGACAUUGAAGUGGGCGAGGAGAUUACGUGUUUCUACGGAGAGGAUUUUUUCGGCGAUGGUAAUUGUUACUGCGAAUGCGAGACCUGCGAGAGGCGAGGGACCGGCGCUUUCGCGAGUCAGAAGCCGGGCGAGGAACUGUCAUCCGGUUAUCGUCUGAGAGAAACGGAUAAUCGAAUCAAUCGAACCAAGCAUCGACAGCAACCUUUGAACAGGAAUAAACAGCAAGCUGAUACCGCUCUUACCGAGCGAAAUGCAGUUCUGGUUGGAAACGCGGCGGUCGCGCCACAGUCUCUCAGUAUGAAGGAAUUGCGACGCAAAGGACUCACCAAGUACGAUGCCGAGCUGCUUAUCGCUCAGGGUUGUCGUUUCUCCGAUAUCAAUCAACAGCAGCCAACGAUCAACAACGGCGAAAACGUGCUGCAGACUCGACCGCAUCCUUCCGCGGUCACGACUUCCGUCACGAGGAGUCUUCGUAACAAACAGCUGUGCAAAUUCGACGGUACUGCCGAUGACGGGAGUGCUCUCAAGAAUUCUCAGUCGCUCAGAACGUCUAGGCUUCACAAGAGAACGGAAUCAAAGAAGGGGAAGAUUAGUAUAAAGCCUGUAUCGGUCUGUCUCGACAGUUCCGUUGUGAAAGAUGCGGAAGUGGCGAACAUCAGUCAUCGAAAAGAGGAUUCGGAUAGAGUACCCGAAGAGAGUCUGUAUUCGCGAUUACAGAAGCAUCUCGUCACGGAGAUGGAUCGCAAUUUUUACGUGGAAGAUUCACGACGGCGUUCCGCGACGGAGGAAUCCUCGACCGAAGGAUCCUGUCCGUUACGACUGACAAAGAUGGAGGACGAGUCUAAUGUCAGCGACGACUUGAUGGAGGACGAACGGGGAAUACCGAACCUCACCGCGGAAGUCGAGCCCGACACAGUAAAUAAUAUUAAUUCUUCCAAUUACAAAAAGGGACAUUAUAGUACAAACGCCUGUGAUUCAAUUCGAUUAAACUCCGCGUCUCAGAUCCACGUGCAACAGCGCUUACAUACCACAGAAUUAAUUCCCGACGACACGAAUUGUCGCUCGAGAGACUAUCGUCGUUCUUCGUCGCCCGUACGGGAUAAGGAAGGUGAAAAUCAUCCUUGCAACACGGAUAAUUGCCUCGACAAACUUUCCAAGUCUCGUAGCAAACGAUUCUCCUCGACGGACGAGAGCAAAACGGUGAACGAGGAUUCGUCCUGCGAGGACGAUGAUUCGCCGUCGUCGAUCGAAGACAAGAAAGCUCUGCGACAGGCCGACUUCCGGCAUAACGAUGUUCUGUAUGAAUCGAGCUCUCGAUCGGACGACGAAUGUUGCGAUAUAAAUUCGGCGAAGGUAAUCGUGGUGCAGAAGUACGAUGUGGAGAAAGAUGUGGAGAGUGAAGACUGCGAGAGUCCGAUUGUCGUCGACGCGACGGCGGAUCGGAAUCGCACGGACAGUGUUGAGUUUUGUGAACUGAAUUCUGAGGAAGUUGUAGAAAUGAAAACUAGUAUUGGAAACGUCUUAAAGUGUUACAGCAGUACGGUUCCGAGCCGAGAGGACGAGGAGGAGGAGGAAGAGGAAGAGGCGAGCGUCGUAAUGAAAAGUGAUGCGUAUAUCGCAAACGUUAAGACUGACGUCAGAUCCGAGGUGACGACGUUACGCGCAAUCGAGAUAGACUCUAGAGUACAUAUUAGGGAAGAAAAUAACGCGGCGGACUUUAAUAACAUACAGACUGGCACAGAGUAUAAUAACGAUCUAACGGAUCAUAGAAAUUUGCAGGACAAUCAUGAUCCUUUGUCGGUGAAAAGAUCAACGUCCAGGCGGAAAGAUCACGCAUUGGAACACGCGUCCUCGAGAUCGUCUCGCAAGUCGCAGAAGAGACUCUCGAGCACCAAAUCCAAGUUCGAAUGGACGGAGGAUGCUCAGGAUGACGGAGUAGAGGGAAAGAGUCACGGUAAAACCGGAAAGAGCAAGAACAAAUCGACCAAGAGCCAGAGGAGGGACCGGCAAAGAUCGGCUACGGCCGAAAUCGGGGAGGCCGAUGACGAUUCGGGCAUCCAGGGUGAUAUUUACGAGUUUAGCGAGAAGGAGAGUAAUCUGGAGGACAUUGGGAUACUAUCUAUAAUAAGACGCGGCAAGCAUGAAUCUCGUCACGCGUCCUCAUCCACGUCGCCUGUGCCGGAGAUGCAGUGCAACGAUGAAUAUAGUAAAGCCGAGCCGCCAGUAUUAAUCCCGGAGGAACCGUGGCCUCCGAUCGAUUCGACGGCCCGGAGCGAGCACGCCGCGGAUUCCAAUAACGGUGUUCAAUCGGGAGAGAACUGUGAUGUCGACAGGAGCUUGGAGAGAUUAACAGUCUACGAAAACAGCAGCAGCAGCACGCGAAAAUCAAGCUCGAUCCCAUCAUCCGAGUGCCAAUGGCAAACGAGCAAUCCGAGCGAAUGUCGAGUCUGGCCCGUCGUCAUGCCAGAAAAGCCCAAGCUUAAGCUGACGCUGCGCAUGAAGCGAUCGUGUCCGCUUCUGGAGGACAACCUCGAGUCCGGCACGAGCGGUUUGAGUGAGGACAGCUACGAGCCCGAGUACGAGGUGUUGCGCGUCGAGGGCCUGGAGAGGCGCAAACGCCGGAAGAAGCACAAGAGCAGGGAUCGCGAGAGACGGCACAAGAAGUCGCGCGAGCUGAACCUCGACCCGCCGCCGCCGCCCAUGAAGAGAUUACGCUUGAUUCUCGGCAACGAGACACGCACUAUCGAUCUAACGCACUCUUAACAGCUAUAAUUCCUCCUUUUCCUCCAUUCCCCGGUCCCUUCCUUUUCUCCCUCCCUCCCAACCUUCGUCACGACGCGCGUGUAAUAUCAAUUUCACACACAUUACGACAGACUAUCUUCUGAAUUAUAUAAUUUGAAUUAUAUAAUUAAAAAAAGGAGGAUCUCACACACACACACACAUAACACCGACACUCCUCCGGAAAUUUUAGGCCUCCUCGUCCUGCGACAUGCGAGAACGAGUUCAUAUCUUGAACUUGAAGGUACCUUUCUCACGGUUAAACUUGGUUUAGAAUUAGAACUAGCAAUUACUGCCUUUCCUUCCUAUCUCACUCUUCUCUCUCUCUUUCUCUUUGUCUCUCUCUCUUUCUCUCUCUCUCUUUCUUGUAGUCCUUGUUAUUUAAAUCUUCUAGAAAUGUAUGUCUUAUUCUGGUAACAACGAAUCUCUGAAGGCCUACCGAGAUGUGUGAACGGAAAAAUUCGUAGGUGGGAGAAAUUGUAGAUCGCGUACAUGUUUUUUUCCGUCUAGAAUUAAAUACAUAAAAAAUCAAGGAAAUAGUAUGUGAAUACUUAUCCAAACGUACAGUUUCGUAAAGUUAGUGAAGCGCUCUAUAGUGCAUUACAAGGAUAAUUCAAUUUUUUCUAAUUCGAUCGAACCAAAUCAAGCGUAUUACUUUUUUCGAAAUUUCUUUAACGAAGAAGGAUCCACAUAAUCUCCCGAAAAAAUUUGUUUCUUUUUAUUUUCUUCUCGAACUAACUACUUCCCAUAAAACGCGAACUAUUGUAUAUGAAACGAAUUGUAUCGAUCUCAUAUUUUGCAAGAUAAACACAUAGUAUCUUACGAAUCUUACAAACUAUAACUCUCAUUGAAAUCGUUUCGGAAAGUAGUCCGUUAUUAUAUUCUUGCUACUUUCCGCCUACAUGUGUGGUAAAACUCCGGAAUGGAGAGAAAGGACGAAGGAGGAGGAUCCCUAUACUUAUACUAUGUAUAAUAAUAUAAUUAUCUAAUUGAUUAAAACAAAAUCUAGCUAAAUAUUAGUUAGUUACUAUUAUUGUAAUCGCUAUUCUCGAACGAAGGGUCGAAUAUCAUGAAAAACCUUGUAAA
Messenger RNA from Nylanderia fulva, 4960 nucleotides. RefSeq names its product Histone methyltransferase 4-20 (gene Hmt4-20). NCBI's taxonomy places the organism in Eukaryota, Metazoa, Arthropoda, Insecta, Hymenoptera, Formicidae. Gene Ontology annotation, cellular component: nucleus. Gene Ontology annotation, molecular function: protein binding; histone H4K20 methyltransferase activity. The record is from RefSeq and is a predicted model, not a curated record.